AUGGCGUCCACAAUGCUGCUUAACACUUUGGUGGCACUCACCGCACUCUCAUCGGCCUCUGCCGCGCCAAAGCCAGUCCCAAAUGCCGACGCACUCUAUCCACAAGGCUACAAGCUACACACGAAGCGCGCCACCACCAAGUUCACGGACGAGAAUGGACUCUUUUCGUCCGCUCUGCUACAAGAAGACAUGGACAGGGUGGCCAAGAAGUACUCUCGGGCGAACGAGCGAUACGUGAUCAACUUGGCGAGCAGUACGCCCACUAAGCGAUCUGCCGAGCCCGCGCGCGAGAGGCUGGCCAAGCGCGCCAGUUCAGCUCAGGAGCCGCUGUCGGACUACGUAUCCGGCGGACUCGAUACACAGUAUUUUGGUACAGUAGCGAUCGGCACACCAGCCCAAGACUUUCAGAUCGACUUUGACACUGGGUCUGCCGAUCUAUGGGUGCCAUCGAGCCAGAGCGCAUCAUCGCACACUAAAUUUGUGUCCACCGCUUCGUCCACGUACAAGAAUCUCAACACGCCUUGGGAGAUCCAAUACGGCACUGGCGCCACUGAGGGCUUCCUUGCCACGGAUGACGUCGCUGUCGCUGGCUUGACAGUCACCAACCAAGUCUGGGCACUCGCCAAUACGACCGCGAGUAUAUUCGAAAAGACCCCAGCUGAUGGCAUCAUGGGAAUGGGCUUCUCGACGAUCGCGCAAUCUGGCGCGCCUACAUACUUUGAGAAUCUCAUGUCGCAGAAUGUCGUCUCGGAACCUUACUUUGCCUUCUUCCUCGGUCGAGCCUCGGAUGUCAGCUCGAGCGCCGCCACCAGGUCAGGCACAGUCAACAAUGUUGGCGAGCUAUGUCUCGGCUGCACGGACUCGUCACGCUACACUGGCAGCUUUACCUAUGCGCCUGUACAGAUCAAAGGCUAUUGGGAAGUCCUUUGCGAUGGCAUCGCAGUAAAUGGCAAUCUUGUCUCAGACACACGAGCAGCGGCUGCCAUUGACACCGGCACUACUAUCGCCUAUUUCCCCACCGAGAUUGUCGAUGCUGUCUUCUCGAGUUCGUCCUUGCAGGCUCAGAGCCUUGGCCAGGGUCAGUACGCUAUCCCCUGCACAAGCUCAGCCACCUUUGGCAUCAGCUUUGGCGGCACCGUCUUCGAGAUCAACAGCGCAGAUGUCAACCUCGGUAUUGUCGACUCAUCCGGCCAGUAUUGCGCAAUCGGCAUCAUCGGCCAAGAUCAGACCGACCAGGAAGGCAACGCGCUCGCCAUCGUUGGCGAUCUCGUGCUGAAGAGUGUCUACACUGUCUAUGACUACUCCAACGGCGGACGGGUAGGCUUUGCAAACGCGGUGUCACUUGGAUCUGGAAGUACGAGCACUCGGGCAGUAGCCUCUAAUCAAGCUUCGAGCGUUGUUGAGACGACGUUGCCUGGUGCUACAGGUGCCACCUCAUCAAGUACGUCAAUCUCUUCGCCCAUCGUUCCUAUCAUCACUUCCUCCAGCAUCAUCGCAAGUCCUUCUCUGCUUAAUACGUCUACUUCGUCCAUCAUGACAAGUACGACCUCGAGCACGAGUACCUCUACGAGCACAACGAGCACGAGCAUGCUCUUCAGGAUCAAGCACUGGCGCUACUGGCGCAGCUACACGCAUGAGCAUUUCUGCCGGUCUCAUCGGCACGGCGACCCUCAUCGGCGCAUCAAUGCUCUUUUUGGCCAAUUGAUCGGCCGCACAGAUCACCGCACGACAGCCCAACCACAGCAAGAAGCACAGAGCUGGCUUCUGCUUAUAGGGAUAGCCAUCGAUGAACGAUCCAAUCACGCACUUACUCGCCCAUGCGCGAACAGCAAGAACAAAAGCAGGCAGACUGCCAUUGGACGUUGUUAG
Molecule: messenger RNA, 1869 nt
Organism: Mixia osmundae IAM 14324
Lineage: Eukaryota; Fungi; Basidiomycota; Mixiomycetes; Mixiales; Mixiaceae
Exons: 5
Coding region: 1-1869 (622 amino acids)
Biological process (GO): proteolysis
Molecular function (GO): aspartic-type endopeptidase activity
Source: RefSeq, a predicted model, not a curated record